Molecule: messenger RNA, 1105 nt
Organism: Cygnus olor (mute swan)
Lineage: Eukaryota; Metazoa; Chordata; Aves; Anseriformes; Anatidae
Gene: COX7A2L
Product: cytochrome c oxidase subunit 7A-related protein, mitochondrial
Exons: 3
Coding region: 86-436 (116 amino acids)
Biological process (GO): regulation of oxidative phosphorylation; mitochondrial respirasome assembly; mitochondrial electron transport, cytochrome c to oxygen
Source: RefSeq, a predicted model, not a curated record
CGGUGGCAGCGGCGCCCGGCGAGCCGGCGGGGCCCUCUGGCGGCGCGCAGGGAGCCGGCGGUGGCCGCGCCGCCUUGGUGCCGCCAUGUACUACCGCUUCAGCGGCGUCACGCAGCGGCUGGUCGGGGCGGCCGCCUCCGCCGCCUACAGCCCGCAGGGACUCAAACCAAUAGUUUCCACUGAAUCCCCAGCUCUGAUUUUUGGGACAACAACUAAACUUGCUUCAGAUUUACCAGCAACUGAUUCUUUCUUGGGUAAAAACAAGGUGCCAGACCUACAGAAAAUUUUUCAGAAAGCAGAUGGACUGCCAGUACACCUGAAACGAGGAGUUCCAGAUAGGCUGCUUUAUCGGACCACUAUGGCUCUAACAAUAGGCGGGACUAUCUACUGUCUAGUGGCACUCUACAUGGCCUCACAACCAAGAAACCAAAAGUAAAUGAACUCAUGGGACUCGUGACAUUUAUCUGAAGGACCUCCUGCAUGUCUCUCCACUUGCUUCUUAAUUCUGUGAUCGAUCAUAAAAGGUUCAUUAUUCAGAUCAAAUUUCUGGGAGAAAAUGUGUUUAAAUUGGUUGCCUUAUGUGCUCUAGAAAUCAAUAUAAACAGAGACAAAUUCAUCAUCUUAACAUAUGGUUGUAGCUUUGCAUUUGUUGUAUUGCAGGAGUGUAUGAACAGUUGGAGAAAGUUAAACGUUUCCUUCAUCCCCUCCCCCAGUUUCAACAAUGUCCGAGAUGGGACAGAAGAAAUAUUUUCUGGGCUAUGCUCUACAUUCAUUAUUGGGAAGAUGCUACCAGUUUCCAAAACAGUAAAAAGAAAUAAUUAUUAUAACACAGCAAGAACCUGUUUCUGUCAUGCACAGCUCAUUUUACAUAACCAGGUGACAGUGGAACUUCUCCAAAUGCUGGUAUAUUAUUUAACACUUGUACCUCUGAUGGCAGGACAAAGGGCUUAGCUCCUUGGAACAUGUAAACUGGAUUUAUUCCAUAAUGUGAACAUCACAGUAUGUAACAGAAUGCAACAGUAUUGUAGCAUCAGUUGUACACCAGUUUUUGGACUUUCAUUUGUCAAACCCUCUCUUGUUGUGCAAUAAAGAUUAACUACGUGAA